AUGCCAAGCUAUAUCAGCGAAUCAUCUGAGGAAAUCUUGUACUGGGCUUACGCGGAUGCCAUAUACGGCAUACCGGAGAAGUGCUUCUGCGGGCGGGUUGUGAAGUUGAAAGCAAACGCAGCCGGUCGCAAGUACUAUGCCUGCCCGGAAUGGGUCAACGAGGCAACGUUUGAUCACAUCCACCAAUGGUGGGAUGACGGGGUCACCGAACAGUUUGAGAUCCUCGUGAGUAGGAUAGAGCAGCAGAAGGACCUGAUCCUCAGCGUUGAUCAGAGUGGAAGCAACGUUCUCGAUCCAGCCAUAGGAGAAAUCCGUGAAGAGCUAUCAACGAUUCAGGGAGAAGUCCGUGAAGAGAUAUCAACGCUUAAGGGAGAAGUCAUGCAUUUGAAGGAGCAGCUUAGUACUCAAGCUGCACUAAAGGAGAAAUCAUCGGGUCAGAAUGACAACGGCGUGAUGAAGCUCGCACAUGAGAUCUUCUUCAAUGACUACGGCAUCAAGUUUGGCCUGGAACAUGCAUGGAGAGAGUUGAGGCACGACCAAAAAUGGUGCACGAGUGGCAAAGCUCCGGACGGUGCGUCAUCAAAAAGAAGAAAGGUGGCAGACUCGGCUCAGUCUACAACCUCCAUGCCUGCAAGCGAGAAUGACCAAGAGUUCGAGGCUCAUCCGCCUGAAGUGAAAGCUUCUAAGGCCAGUGUGAAAAAGUCAGCAAGUGCCAAAGCCGACAACAAGGACAUGAAGAAGUUUUCUUCCAUGUGGGAAAUGAAACAAAGGGAUCUAGAGCUCAAAGAUAAGAUUAGAGACAAGAGGAUACUUGAGAGCCUUUUAGCUAAAACUGAACCACUUAAUGAGAUAGAUAUGGCACUUAAAACCAAGUUAAUUAGAGCUAUAUAUGAUCUUUAG
Messenger RNA from Eutrema salsugineum, 900 nucleotides. RefSeq lists its product as uncharacterized. Lineage: Eukaryota; Viridiplantae; Streptophyta; Magnoliopsida; Brassicales; Brassicaceae. The coding region runs from base 1 to 900 and encodes 299 amino acids. The transcript has 3 exons. The record is from RefSeq and is a predicted model, not a curated record.